UGAAAUUUAAGUUCGUGUGAUUUUACCUUUUCCGGGAGUCUCCAGCUGGCCCUGGUUUGUGUCAGGAGCGCAGUGUAGACAGGAGUUCUAAGUAGACUCAGUCUCACUAAGUUUCUUCUCUUUGGAAGUGGGGGAGGUUUUCCUGUUUUUUUUUUUUUUUAAGGCAGUUUUAAUAGCUUUGAAUACUCUCUUAAGUGGCUAAACAUAGGAAGGGGAGAAAGAACACGUCGGUUGUUAAAGCAGGGGAGGAAGAGAUACCUGCCCUAUAGCGUAACUCCUCUAGAAAUUAAUAUAUACACAUCACAGUAUUUUAAUAAAUCCCUAAAAUGUCGAGAUAUGUACAAGAUCUUAGCAAAGCCAUGUCUCAGGAUGGUGCUUCUCAGUUCCAAGAAGUCAUUCGACAAGAGCUAGAAUUAUCUGUGAAGAAGGAACUGGAAAAAAUACUUACCACAGCGCCAUCACAUGAGUUUGAGCACACUAAAAAAGACCUUGAUGGAUUUCGGAAGCUAUUCCAUCGAUUUUUGCAAGAAAAGGGACCUUCUGUGGAUUGGGGGAAAAUCCAGAGACCUCCAGAAGAUUCGAUUCAGCCCUAUGAAAAGAUAAAGGCCAGAGGUUUACCUGAUAAUAUAUCUUCUGUACUAAAUAAGCUGGUAGUGGUGAAACUCAAUGGUGGUUUGGGAACCAGCAUGGGCUGCAAAGGUCCGAAAAGUCUGAUUGGUGUGAGGAAUGAGAAUACCUUUUUGGAUCUGACCGUUCAGCAAAUUGAACAUUUGAACAAAACCUACAAUACAGAUGUUCCUCUUGUUCUAAUGAACUCUUUUAACACGGAUGAAGAUACAAAAAAAAUACUACAGAAGUACAAUCAUUGUCGUGUGAAAAUCUACACUUUUAAUCAAAGCAGGUACCCGAGGAUUAAUAAGGAAUCUUUACUGCCUGUAGCAAAGGAUGUCUCGUACUCAGGGGAAAAUACAGAAGCUUGGUACCCUCCAGGUCACGGUGAUAUUUACGCCAGUUUCUACAACUCUGGUUUGCUUGACACCCUUAUAGGAGAAGGCAAAGAGUAUAUUUUUGUGUCCAACAUAGAUAAUCUGGGUGCCACUGUGGAUCUUUAUAUUCUUAAUCAUCUAAUGAACCCACCCAAUGGGAAACCCUGUGAAUUUGUCAUGGAAGUCACAAAUAAAACACGUGCAGAUGUAAAGGGUGGGACCCUCACUCAGUAUGAAGGCAAACUGAGACUGGUGGAAAUCGCUCAAGUGCCAAAAGCACAUGUUGAUGAGUUCAAGUCUGUAUCAAAAUUCAAAAUAUUUAACACAAACAACCUGUGGAUCUCUCUUGCGGCAGUUAAAAGACUGCAAGAGCAAAAUGCUAUUGAUAUGGAAAUCAUCGUGAAUCCAAAGACUUUGGAUGGAGGCCUGAAUGUCAUUCAGUUAGAAACUGCAGUAGGGGCUGCCAUUAAAAGUUUUGAGAACUCUCUAGGUAUUAAUGUUCCUAGGAGCCGUUUUCUACCUGUCAAAACCACAUCAGAUCUCUUGCUUGUGAUGUCAAACCUCUAUAGCCUUAAUGCAGGAUCUUUGACAAUGAGUGAAAAGAGGGAAUUUCCUACAGUACCCUUGGUUAAAUUAGGCAGUUCUUUUACAAAGGUUCAGGAUUAUCUAAGGAGAUUUGAAAGUAUACCAGAUAUGCUUGAAUUGGAUCACCUCACAGUUUCAGGAGAUGUGACAUUUGGCAAGCAUGUUUCACUAAAGGGAACAGUUAUCAUCAUUGCAAAUCAUGGUGACCGAAUUGACAUCCCACCUGGAGCAGUAUUAGAGAACAAGAUUGUAUCUGGGAACCUUCGGAUCUUGGACCACUGAAAUGAAAAAAAAAAAUACUGUGUACACUUCAUACUAAUUAUGGGCUAACAGUUUCUUAACGAUGAAAUGUUCUCUAGGAUUCUAAAAUUGGCAGGUACUUUACUAUGCUACUGUACCCUGCAGUGUUAAUUUUUAAAGUAGAGUUUGCAAUAUGCUUUUAGUCCAAGAAAAGCACAGUUGGAAGCAAUACUUUUCUUUAAUGAGGAUCCUGAAAGUUCAUCUUAAAGUGCAAUAUUGUUUAAUCUUAAAACUGGGGCAGCUCUGCUGGAACAUCUUUGAACAGAGGCCUCAAUGAUGGUCACUUUGAAUUGCUUGUGAUUUAAAAAAUAAAGCUGUGAGGCAA
Molecule: messenger RNA, 2196 nt
Organism: Acinonyx jubatus (cheetah)
Lineage: Eukaryota; Metazoa; Chordata; Mammalia; Carnivora; Felidae
Gene: UGP2
Product: UDP-glucose pyrophosphorylase 2
Exons: 10
Coding region: 327-1853 (508 amino acids)
Biological process (GO): UDP-alpha-D-glucose metabolic process; glycogen metabolic process
Cellular component (GO): cytoplasm
Molecular function (GO): UTP:glucose-1-phosphate uridylyltransferase activity
Source: RefSeq, a predicted model, not a curated record